Messenger RNA from Aspergillus brunneoviolaceus CBS 621.78, 1352 nucleotides. RefSeq lists its product as uncharacterized. The record is from RefSeq and is a predicted model, not a curated record. Bases 474 to 1040 code for a protein of 188 amino acids. Lineage: Eukaryota; Fungi; Ascomycota; Eurotiomycetes; Eurotiales; Aspergillaceae. The transcript has a single exon.
CGAUUAGUCUUAAUUCUAGCGGUGUUAGACUAAAAUAACGGAGCAGUGAUUGAACUUGUUGUUCCACUGCAUCUGACCCCCUAUUCCUGUCCAACCUACUAUUCAGUACAGGUCACCUUGACAAUGCCACCAGUCACUCGCUCCACGCGCCGCAAUCUUCCCACCUUCCUCCAGGAGCCAUCAGCUCGCCAGUCAACCACGUCUCCGCCGCUGCGCCUGAGCGAACCCACUCGUACCGGCAACCCCGGCCUCCUCGACUGGAUUUCCGUAACUCCGGCCCUCAUCUGGGACCAUGCCAAGCAGACCGAUGCGAUCGACGAAUUCUUCGACCAGCUACGGGGACAUCAUAGCUCCGUCGCCCUCCGACUCCAGCGCUCCCGCUCCCUCGAAGCCCCGAACACCGAAUAUCUCAUGAUCGGUUCGUCGAUCCUGCCCCGUCCACUGCACCAGUUCUCCCCCGGGAGGGCAUCCUAAUGAGACCCCCAGAAUGGAGCCACGCUUCCACGCGAGCCAAAUUCAUCGACUCAGACCACUACACCUCUUUGAUGGAUCUCCUCGGACGAUUGACACAGGGUAGAUCCGUGCACCUCGCCCUGGUGGACUUCUCGGCCACCACGCGCCAGUACGCCUUCCACCUCGACACCCGGGGCCCCGUCGACCACUUCGAACUCCUGAUGGUCUACUUCCCCCGCCACCUGUCCGAGCAGCAGACGAGAGCACUCACGCACUGCGAUCGGCCGUUCCUUCUGCGCGGCUGGUUCCCCGGCCAGCCGUGUGUGGAGAUCGAGCCGCACCCGGUCUACCAGUUGGUUGACUGGACGCGGGGGUGGUUGGUUGACACCACUGGUGCUGGUGCUGGUGCUGGUGCUGCCGCCGUGGACUUCCAGGGCCAUCGCGGGGCGCAGUGCCUGAUCUACUUUCUGCGGCGGAAUGGGCGGGCCGGGGAGAAGAGCUACAAGUCGAUCCGCGAGACGCAUGCGGUGGAUUGGUGGGGGGAGUUUUUGGCUCGGUUGGAGGAGCUGGGGAUGUUGGGUGUGUGAGAGUCAGCAUGUGCAGUUUUAUAGACGUUCGCAUUAGCAGUACGGUUAUCUAUGGUGAGGCUUGUCGUGUUCUCUUUGUUUGGUUGGGAUGAGAAUGAGUACUUAGGAAGGUUUAUAUGGCUUGUUCUUUUAUGCCAGUCUGCCUAUCUUGUCUAGAACUAGAUAUCGCAAUCUUUGGGGGCCAGAAAGAAAGCAAGUGAAUGCCAAGCUGGCUCCAUCGUUCAUCUUAAGUUGCAUCCUUCAGGCCUGAGAACUGAGUCAGGAUUCUCGUCGCGCGAGCUGAGCAUCAUAGCGCAGGUGGCUCUCUCGAAC